This is a messenger RNA of Thamnophis sirtalis, 1406 nucleotides long. The record is from RefSeq and is a predicted model, not a curated record. NCBI's taxonomy places the organism in Eukaryota, Metazoa, Chordata, Lepidosauria, Squamata, Natricidae.
GAGGGACCGCCAUUUUCGGAGAGGAGAGGGGUGGGGCUAAGGCCGGUCAGUCAGAUUUGGGAAGCCGGGGAGAAUUUCUCUCCCGGCCGUGAGAAAACGGAGGUGUAGUGGGGCAACGGCGGUGCCGGGGUGGCCUCCGCCCCGUGAUUGACAACCCGGUCUUUCCACCCGGGCGGUGAAGUCAGAGCAGGGAAUGUAUGACAACAUGUCCACAAUGGUGUAUCUAAAAGAAGACAAAUUGGAAAAGCUCACUCAGGAUGAGAUUAUUUCUAAGACUAAACAAGUGAUUCAAGGCCUGGAAGCCUUGAAGAAUGAGCACAACUCCAUCUUACAGAGUUUACUUGAGACACUAAAAUGUUUGAAGAAAGAUGAUGAGACCAAUCUGGUGGAAGAAAAAUCAAAUAUGAUUCGGAAGUCUUUGGAAAUGCUAGAAUUGGGACUAAGUGAAGCUCAGGUGAUGAUGGCUUUGUCAAAUCAUCUAAAUGCUGUAGAAUCAGAGAAGCAGAAAUUACGUGCCCAAGUUCGUAGGCUAUGUCAAGAAAACCAGUGGCUAAGAGAUGAACUUGCUAAUACCCAGCAGAAAUUACAAAAAAGUGAACAGUCUGUGGCUCAGCUGGAAGAAGAAAAGAAACACCUUGAAUUCAUGAAUCAGUUAAAAAAAUAUGAUGAUGAUAUAUCACCUUCAUGUAUGUUAAUGAUUUCUUCCCAAUGUAGAGACCAGAAUAAAUACAAAGAUGCAGCAAAUUUACUGAAUGAUGCCCUGGCCAUUCGUGAAAAGACCCUAGGAAAAGAUCAUCCUGCGGUUGCAGCAACUUUAAAUAAUCUUGCUGUACUUUAUGGGAAAAGAGGAAAAUACAAGGAAGCUGAACCUUUGUGUAAGAGAGCUUUGGAAAUCAGAGAAAAGGUGCUGGGAAAAGACCAUCCAGAUGUUGCCAAACAGUUAAAUAAUCUGGCAUUACUAUGUCAGAACCAGGGCAAAUAUGAAGAAGUAGAAUACUACUAUCAGCGGGCACUUGAGAUCUACCAAACAAAACUGGGGCCAGAUGAUCCAAAUGUAGCAAAAACAAAGAAUAAUUUGGCAUCCUGCUAUUUGAAACAAGGGAAAUUUAAGCAAGCAGAAACUUUGUACAAAGAGAUUCUUACUCGUGCCCAUGAAAGAGAAUUUGGCUCCGUGGAUGAUGAAAACAAACCGAUUUGGAUGCACGCUGAGGAGAGAGAAGAAUGCAAGGGAAAACAAAAAGAUGGCAUGACAUUUGGUGAAUAUGGAGGCUGGUACAAAGCUUGCAAAGUUGACAGUCCAACAGUUACAACUACUUUAAAGAAUCUUGGAGCACUUUACAGACGCCAAGGAAAGUUUGAAGCUGCUGAAACACUAGAAGAGGCAGCAAUGAGGUCCCGUAAACAGG